Dromaius novaehollandiae (emu) is the source of this 4123-nucleotide messenger RNA. RefSeq names its product Krueppel-like factor 9. NCBI's taxonomy places the organism in Eukaryota, Metazoa, Chordata, Aves, Casuariiformes, Dromaiidae. The coding region runs from base 290 to 985 and encodes 231 amino acids. The transcript is spliced from 2 exons. Gene Ontology annotation, molecular function: RNA polymerase II cis-regulatory region sequence-specific DNA binding; DNA-binding transcription factor activity, RNA polymerase II-specific. The record is from RefSeq and is a predicted model, not a curated record. Gene Ontology annotation, biological process: regulation of transcription by RNA polymerase II.
CGCGUCGCGCCUCGGCGCUGCCUGGCGCUCGCUGAGUGUCACCGCUCCCGGCGCCUCCGAGGGGCGGCGGGCGAGGGAGUUGCCCCGGGCUUCGCUGCCCUCCUUCUCCUCCUCCUUUUUUGGGCCCCCCGGGCGCGGACCAUGGCUUGCGGCCCCCGGCGCGGCGGCGCGGCCGGCCCCGCGGGCGCGCACUGAGGCGCCCCGCGCCGCCGGGGGGCUCGGCGGGGCGCGGCCGGCAGCGCGGAGCGGAGCGGGGGGCCGCGCCCGGCGGCGGCACAGCGCCCGCACCAUGUCGGCCGUCGCCUACAUGGACUUCGUGGCCGCGCAGUGCCUGGUGUCCAUCUCCAACCGCUCGGCCGUGCCCGAGGCGGCGCGGCUGAAGGUGCCGGGCGAGGCGGAGGUGGGCAAGGAGCUGCGCGACCCCCGCGACGCCUGGAAGGACUACUGCACGCUGGUGACCAUCGCCAAGAGCCUGCUGGAGCUGAACAAGUACCGGCCGCUGCCCGCCCCCUCCGUCUGCAGCGACAGCGUGGAGAGCCCCGACGAGGACGUGGGCUCCGACAGCGACGUGACCACGGAGCCCGGCUCCAGCCCGGCGCGCAGCCCGGCGCCGGGGCCGCCCGCGCGCCUCCGCGGCGCCGCCGCCCCCAAGGCCAAGCUGGCGGCCGAGAAGCGGCACAAGUGCCCCUACGGCGGCUGCGGCAAGGUCUACGGCAAGUCCUCCCACCUCAAGGCCCACUACCGGGUGCACACAGGCGAGCGACCAUUCCCCUGCACGUGGCCCGACUGCCUUAAAAAGUUCUCUCGCUCCGACGAGCUCACCCGGCACUACCGAACCCACACGGGCGAGAAACAGUUUCGGUGCCCCCUGUGCGAGAAGCGGUUCAUGCGGAGCGACCACCUGACGAAGCACGCCCGGCGCCACACCGAGUUUCACCCCAGCAUGAUCAAGAGAUCCAAAAAGUCCAGCUCCAGCUCCUUGUGAAGGCAGAGCUGGCCUGGGGAGGGGAGCGGGGGGAAGCGAGCCGCGGCGAGGACGUCGUGAACGGCGCAAGAGCAGCCUGCUGCGGUACCGCUCGUGGUCCCCACUCGCGAUUUGAAAGCACAUGUAGCCGAAGUUCAAAAAAUAAAUACUCUGUGCCCCCCCUCCCCACCCUUUGCUGGGAACAACAGUCUUAAACAAGUGAAUUGCAGAGUGAGAGCGAGGAAAGGGAUGGCGAUCAGACUAGGCGAUUACUUUCUUUUGUAAUUUAAAGCAUUGACACUGGUGUAUAUAUGUCGGACUGGAUGGUUUGGCCUGUGACACCACAGUAGCGUGAUUCCAAGGUCUUUGUGAUUGCUGUGUCAUGAACAUGUUUUGUUGAACAAUGUAAUGCUGCUUGUAUUUAAAAUUUGUUGAGUAAAACCACUUUCCGAGUCACUUAAAUAAUUCUCAAGUAAAAACUCCAUAGCACAUUUUAGAAGUGGAUUUACUUCUAUCUCAGAAUGAUCCUCCAUUUAGAAAGACUGUUAAGAGAAACAUUGCAUCUGUUACUAAUAGCAUCUGAUUGACAUACAGAAAUAAGGUGAAUUUAUACUCAAGAAGACCCAUUAAAGUAAAUGGGUCUUUUUAAUUUUUCUUUGUAUUAACUAUACUUUUGAAUAUUAGCUGCACUGUUUUCCAGUAAAAAUGUGUAUAAUCCAAGCAGAUACUUAAAGCAAAAAAAAAAAAAAAACACAACAGCUAAGUCAUUUUCUGACAGUAUGUGUAUUUAGCUCCAUUAUUCAUUUACCUGAAAAAAAUACAAGUCAGCCUAUGUAAUGUGGCAGGGUUAUGAGGGCAGAAACAUACAUCUCUCAAUUGAUCCUAUACUUUCAUUUAAUAAUGAAAUAUAAAUAAAUACCGUACUGUACUAUAGAAAUGCCACUAACAGUGCUUUAUUCUGCUGUAUUUUGUUUGAGUGGAUGCAUAACAGCAGCUACCAUCUUUAUAAACUGCUGCUUUUUUAAAGGUUUUUUUUCUCUUCAUACACUUGCCUUAAAGAUUUAUUCUCUUCAUACACUUGCCUAACUCCUGCAGAAUCCAAUGGGAGUUGUGUGUGCUUAUGGAGAGAGUAGACCUUUCCUUAAGAGCAUUCUGCUAAUGGAAACAGCUAAAAUUAUUGCAAAGAGCACUUUGAAAGGGCUCCUAUAUAUAUAUAUCUUUAGAGCUGUUUCUGUAGAGUAUGGGGGAAAACCACGACCUAGUCGGAAAUACAGCACGGAAGGUAUGUCGUAAUAUUCCUUAUGACAUAAGCUUCCCUAGGUACUUUGCAUUGUACCUGUGUCAUGUGUGACACGUCAAAUACUGAUAAAGGCAAUAUUGCAUUUAUUUUAAAGCUAUGUUUUGCUCUUUCAGAGGGGCAAAAGCAUUGCUGAAGGAAAACUUUAAAUCAUUGUCAUUAUCUGAGUAUUUCAUCUUUGUUUAUGUUAAAAGCAUGAAGUGUAAGAGGUUAUCAGUGACUUUUCCCUCCCCAACUAUUUAUAGGGGGAGAAUUAUGUUUACACAUUUUUCUUUCCAGAAACAUUCUUCUUCUGUUCUAUUUUUACCCCUUCCUCCAAAAGAGGAGGGGGAGGUGCAGCCCUACUAUGGAGACUUAGGGCCAAAUUCAUCUCGGGAGUAAUCACACUGAAAUCCGAAGUGUUUCCACUACAGAUGAAUUUAGGUCAUCUUGUAAAAUUUUGUACAUAAAAAUCUUGUUAGUACACCUGCAAUUACAGUAUCUUAUUGUUUUACCUGAUAAAAAGCUUGCUUCCUAGAAACAAACAAGAAAAAUCAACUCAGAGAGUAGAGUAUUUUCUUCUACGGUUCUAUAUGGCUUUCAGCAUUAGAAAUCAGUUUGCAUAUAGUGUUUUUACCUGUGUAGUUUAUGAUAAAUUCCAUCUAUGUGAAGAGAACUGCUUUUAAGGCAUUAGGGAUAUUGAGCAGUCUGUGGAAUAAAAAGGGAUGUGUUUUCUUCAGUGAAGACAUCAGGAAACCAAGCACACUUUCUACCUCCGUUUCAGCUUUUUGAAACAUUUAUUUUAGAAACCAAACUUUAAUUUCUGGUGUCCAAAUUGGGUUGUAGGGACAUACGUUCUUCCUAAUAAAAAUAGGUAGCCUCAGUGUUUCUGCUGAGCUAGAAAUACACCGAGAGUGUUCUGCUUAUCAGUACUGUUAAUGCUGCCUUGUUGAGUGGGGUCAGGGCCACACGUAACCCAGUGAGAUUCAAAGGAGCGCUCACGUUCAUCUUCAUUUUUCUCUGUGAAGAUCACACAAACUUUAGAGUCAGUCCUACAGUCCGUAUUGCUGCCAUUUUGUAGGACAAGUGCACUUGGAAAAUUAAGGCCUGAUCCUGUGAAAUACGAGACACCCUCACAUCCUAUCGACUACAGUGGGGAGCUACAGCUGAUAAGCACCUCUUAAAUCAAUAUGUAAAUGUUUGGGUCACUUAGCUACCAGGAUUAACCUACGUAUGGAUGUAGAUGUCCAACUUUAGGGAUCCCAGCUUGAGUAUUUGGGGUAGAACGCACAUUUAAAGAAAUGUCACUGUUUCUUCAAAUUCUGAAAGAAUUAACAGAUGGGGAGUACUUUGGUCCAUGCAACAACAGAACAUGUAGACAUAUCAUUAUUACUUGUGACAAGACCCCGUUUCUGAAAAAGCCCUCCUAAAUCGUAACUGAUUUGCUCUAACGUAUACUGUAUUUCAUCAUAGGACAGAUGGGAUUAAUGUGAUUCAUUAACCACUAACAGAAUACAUUGGGAAUGAUCAGGUUUGGAGAUUUUUAUUUUGUUGCUUUGUUCAUUUGGGUUUUUGAGUUUUUUCUUUUAGUAAAAGCAAGCAACGGAUCUAACACAUGAAAUAAACUCCAGGUUACUUCUUUGCAUCUUGAAGUUAAGUUUAGGAAGAGUGUUGCAGUUGUUGGAAAAGAAAGGAAAAUCAGGUUCUCUAAUAACGUAUGUACUUGUUGUACUAUUUUGGAAAUACUUAAUAGUGCUGAAGUUAGGACAGCUCCUCUCCUUGGUUAAGAAAGCCCAUUACUAUAGAGAAGCCAUGGCUUUAAAGGUAUAGCUAUACAACAUACAUCUUUUUUGAACAAUUUUUCAUGACCUGUAUUACAGAUC